Akanthomyces muscarius is the source of this 3294-nucleotide messenger RNA. RefSeq lists its product as uncharacterized. Gene Ontology annotation, molecular function: ATP-dependent DNA damage sensor activity; ATP binding; mismatched DNA binding. Lineage: Eukaryota; Fungi; Ascomycota; Sordariomycetes; Hypocreales; Cordycipitaceae. The coding region runs from base 1 to 3294 and encodes 1097 amino acids. Gene Ontology annotation, biological process: mitotic recombination; mismatch repair. The record is from RefSeq and is a predicted model, not a curated record. The transcript has 2 exons. Gene Ontology annotation, cellular component: nucleus.
AUGCCUCCCACUUCCACUCCGGUUGGAAAGAAGCAGCAAUCGUUGACUUCAUUCUUCACGCCAAAGCCGGCCUCGAGCCCCCAGCAGCCCGCCUCGACCCAGUCCCCGACUCCCAGCAAGCCGCCUCGAAGUGCUGCACCGGCGGCGGCCCUGCCGGAGCGCAAACGAUCCAUUGACGAGUUCGCCGACAAGGAAAACCAUGAUAUAGACCGAGAACCCAAAAAGGCAAAGACGUCUGUCCUCCCUGACGGCAGAGGUGACGCUCUUCCCGCCGUGCAAACGCCGUCUUCUGCGCGCGCGCAACGCUACACGUACAACACGGCGCCGGCCAGCACAGGCCAGACGGAAGCUGACGUCGAUUCCGAUGACGAGGCAACCAAGAAGAGGCACUCCGAAUUGCACAAAAAGUUUGUCAAGAAGCUUGGCCACCCUGAUGCCCUGAGCUGGAAAUCACGGUUCGCAAAAGACGAUGUAGCGGAAGAUAACGAGGAUGGCGACGCCGAAGGAGACGAGGAUGAGGCCCCAGCGCCCAAGUCCAAAAAGAAGGGUUCGAAAACGGGAAAGCUCACGCCAAUGGAGAUCCAGUUUCUCGAAAUCAAGCGCAAGCACCUCGACACAGUUCUCAUCGUCGAAGUCGGCUACAAGUUCCGCUUCUUUGGUGACGAUGCGCGUAUUGCUGCCAAGGAGCUCAGCAUCGUCUGCAUCCCCGGAAAAAUGCGUUAUGACGAGCACCCCUCGGAAGCCCAUCUCGAGCGAUUCGCCUCCGCCAGCAUACCCGUCCACCGACUCCCCGUGCACGCUCGCCGCCUAGUCGCCGCCGGCCACAAAGUUGGCGUCGUCCGCCAGGUCGAGACAGCAGCGCUGAAAAAGGUCGGCGACAACCGAAACGCGCCGUUUACCCGCAAGCUCACCAACCUAUACACCAAAGGCACCUACAUUGACGAGAAUGGCGACCUGGAGCAGUCAACCAAAGGCGGCAACGCAUCGUCUUCUGGUGGCUACCUCCUCUGCAUCACAGAGUCCAAAGCCAAGGGUUCAGGCACCGACGAAAAAGUCGACGUUGGUGUUCUCGCCGUGCAACCUGCCACGGGCGACAUCAUAUACGACACGUUCGAGGACGGCUUCAUGCGCAGCGAGAUUGAGACGCGGCUGCUACACAUUUCGCCGUGCGAGUUUGUCAUUGUUGGCGAGCUCACCAAGGCCACCGACAAGCUCAUCCAGCAUCUUGCUGGCAGCACCACCAAUGUCUUUGGCGAUCGUAGCCGCGUCGAGCGGGUUCCUCGGUCGCAGACCAUGGCCGCGGAAGCCGCCUCCCAUGUAACCCAGUUCUACGCCGAGAAGCUAAAAGAAGCCACCUCUUCCCAGAAUGAGCAAUCCUCUUCGCUGCUGGAAAAGGUGCUCCAGCUGCCGGAGCCCGUCACAAUCUGCCUCUCCGCCAUGAUUACACACUUGACCGAGUACGGCCUCGAGCACAUCUUUGAUCUCACAAAAUACUUUGAGAGCUUCAGCACGCGCUCGCACAUGCUCGUCAACGGCACCACGCUCGAGUCCCUCGAGGUGUACCGCAACUCGACCGACCACGCCGAGCGCGGCAGCCUCUUCUGGGCCAUUGACAAGACGCGCACGCGCUUCGGCCGCCGCCUGUUGCGCAAGUGGAUCGGCCGGCCGCUCCUCAACCAGACGCACCUCGAGGCGCGCCUCGCCGCCGUGCAGGAGCUCCACGACAAGCAGUCGACGGCGCCCGUGGACGAUCUGGCGCACCUCCUGGCCAAGACGCGGACGGACCUCGAGCGCAGCCUUAUCCGCAUCUACUACGGCAAGUGCACGCGGCCGGAGCUGCUCUCCGUGCUGCAGGCCCUGCAGCAGGUCUCGAGCCACUACGUCCGCGUCAAGGACGCCGAGGACGUGGCGUUUGACGCGCCGCUCCUCGUCGACGCCGUCCUCGCGCUGCCGCAGAUUCUCGACCUCGUCGUCUCGUACCUCGAGCGCAUCAACCUCGAGGCCGCGCGCAAGGACGACAAGUACGAGUUCUUUCGCGACGAGCACCAGACCGACGACAUGCAGGACCACCAGAUGGGCAUCGCCCACGUCGAGCACCAGCUCGACCAGCACCGCGCCGCCGCCGCCGACAAGCUCCGCCGCGGCAAGCCCGUCGACUACGUCACCGUCGCCGGCAUCGAGUACCUCAUCGAGGUUCCCAACACGGACAUCAAAAACGUGCCCGCCUCCUGGGCCAAGAUAUCCGGCACAAAAAAGGUUUCGCGCUUCCACACGCCCGACGUCAUCCAGCUCAUCGCCGAGCGCGACCAGCACCGCGAGGCCCUCGCCGCUGCCUGCGACGCCGCCUUCAAGGCCCUCCUCGCCUCCAUCGCCGCUGAGUACCAGCCGCUCCGCGACGCCAUCUCUGCCCUCGCCACGCUCGACUGCCUGCUCUCCCUCGCCAAGGUCGCCGCGCAGCCGGGCUACACCCGCCCGGAGCUCCUGCCCUCCUCCUCGCCCCCCACGGUCAGCAUCACCCACGGCCGCCACCCCAUUGCCGAGCAGACGCUCGCCGGCGGCUACAUUCCCUUUUCCACCACGCUCGCGCACCCCGCUCCCCUCGCGCACCUCGUCACGGGGCCCAACAUGGGCGGCAAGUCAUCCUUCGUGCGCGCCCUUUCCCUCAUCGUCCUGCUCGCCCAGGUCGGCUCCUUUGUGCCCGCCGACGCCCUCCGCAUGACGCUCUGCGACGCCAUCCACACCCGCACCGGCGCUCGCGACAACCUCUUCGCCAGCGAGUCCACCUUCAUGGUUGAGGUCUCCGAGACGGCCCGCAUCCUGCGCUCCGCCACGCCCCGCAGCCUCGUCAUCCUCGACGAGCUCGGCCGCGGCACCAGCACCCACGACGGCGCCGCCAUUGCCCAGGCCGUCCUGCACCAUGUCGUGACCGAGACGCGCUGCCUGACACUCUUCAUCACCCAUUACCAGAACCUGGCGCGCGUAGCGGAUGGUCUCGACGGACUGACGAAUGUGCACAUGAAGUUCAAGGCCGACAAAGGCCCAGAUGGGGAGGAAGAAAUCACUUUCCUGUACGAGGUUGGGGAAGGUGUGGCGCACCGAUCAUACGGACUCAAUGUAGCCCGGCUGGCGCACAUUCCCAAAAAGGUUAUUGAUGUAGCGGCGGAGAGGUCGAGUGCCAUGGAAAGCGAGAUGCGCACGCGACGCCUCAAGGGUGCCUGUCGCAUGUUGGGCGAUGUCAUCGGCGACAGCCCAGAUCAACUCGACAAUCUCAUUGCUAGCAUUGAUCAGCUGUAA